Belonocnema kinseyi is the source of this 1860-nucleotide messenger RNA. RefSeq lists its product as uncharacterized. The record is from RefSeq and is a predicted model, not a curated record. Gene Ontology annotation, molecular function: nucleic acid binding. NCBI's taxonomy places the organism in Eukaryota, Metazoa, Arthropoda, Insecta, Hymenoptera, Cynipidae. The transcript is spliced from 3 exons. Bases 1 to 1860 code for a protein of 619 amino acids.
AUGAUUGUCUCAGAUAGAGGUGAGAUCAUACAAGUUAAGGAGUUUAUUAAUCUAGAUUCCCAAACAUCCUUCAUCUCUGAAAGUUUAGUUCAGCAACUCCACUUGUCAAGACAAUCAUCAUCGCUACGAUUAAAGGGGAUCGCUGCUGUGAAAGCUGACAGAACACGAGGCUUAGUUUCCGUGAAGCUGACACCUUAUCUUGAAUCCUCAUCAGAGUACAUAAUUUCUGCUCACAUUCUUCAAAAACUGACUUCAGAGUUUUCUGCUUUCGAUAUUAGGAACGUCAAUUGGCCGCAUUUAGAAGGGGUUCGGCUUGCUGACCCUAAUUUCCAAGAAACUAGUCAUGGGGACGUCAUCAUCGGAGCUGACUAUUACGGUCAGAUCCUUGAAGAAAGUCUCCGCCGAGGUUCAAAUAAUGCUCCAACCACACAAGCUACGAUUUUUGGGUGUAUUCUUUUCGGUCCAAAAUUUGGGAAGCAAGAGGAAAUUCCAACGAAAUUCGAAUCUUCUUUAUCAAAAGAAAAUCAAGAGUGUGAGGAUCACUUUAAAUCAUCACACUCUCGAGAUUCAGACGGACGCCACGUUGUUAAACUUCCUUUCAGAAAAUCAACUGAACUUCUUGGAGAUUCGAAACCUGCAGCCUUGCGUAUGCUUCCAAGGUUAUCCAAUAAAUUACAAACGAAUACAGCUUUGAAAAAAGCUUCCGUAGAUUUUCUUACUGAGUAUGAGUCUUUGAAACACAUGAAGAUCGUCUAUGAUUCAGAUGUGGAUUUAUCUCAACCAGUUUAUUAUCUGCCACAUCAUGGCAUCAUACGUGAAAUUCGUAUUACUACCAAGCUUCGUGUAGUCUUCAAUGCUUCCAGCAGUACUUCGUCCGGGGCUUCAUUAAAUGACAUUCUGCACACAGGAGCGAAACAUCAAACUGACCUAAUUGAUUGGCUUCAUCUCUCUUCUCAAUCAUGGCCCACUCACUUCGAGGCUCCAAAUGAAAAUAAUCUAGAAGAGCGUCCAGUUUUAGCAAUUUCUACCACUGUAAAGCCUGUGAAGACCCAGUGGGAACUUUUAACUAAAUAUUCUGACCUGAAUAAGCUUUUACGAAUCAGAGCUCUUUGCAAAAGAUUCAUCCUUCAUUCAUUCGAGAAAGAGCAUAAACUCUUAUCAAAGGGAGAAUCUCUACCAAAUUCUCAUUAUCUUUCUCGUUUAACACCUUUUAUCGAUUUCCGAGGGACUCUACGACUUGGAAGAAGACUUCAAGCAUCUUUACUUCCGCUGAAUUCGAAACAUCCAUUUAUUUUGCCGAAAGAGUCUCCUUCUACACGGCUAAUCAUAUCUGAUGCUCAUCAGUAUUCACUACAUAGAGGAACCCAAGAUACUUUGGCAUAUAUACGAAGAGACUGCUGGAUUCUCGGUAGACGAACUCAAGUCAGUGCCUACAUAUGGAAAUGCAUUCGAUGCGCAAGGUUUCGUCAAAAGAGAGCUCGUCAGUUAAUGGGACAAUUGCCUGCUAAUCGAGUAGCGCCUUCUCGCCCGUUUCUUCAUUCUGGAGUUGAUUAUGCUGGACCUAUAAAUCUCAAAACUUGGAAAGUUCGGGCGGCUCGAUGUUACAAAGCAUAUAUUGCACUCUUCGUUUGUCAUUCUACUUCAGCAAUACACCUGGAAUUGGUCGCAGACUAUACUGCAGAUGCGUUUGUCACAGCUUACAAGAGGUUUACCGCUAGGCGAGGUAUCUGUGCUACUCUUCGCAGUGACUGUGGGACAAACCUGAAAGGAGCUGAUGUGCAACUUCAAGCUUUGUUUUCAUCAUCAUCAGCAGAGCUUGGAAAACUGUAUUCUUUAAUGACAAGAGACGGAACUCAAUAG